Messenger RNA from Zingiber officinale, 2413 nucleotides. Its product is annotated as serine/threonine protein phosphatase 2A 57 kDa regulatory subunit B' theta isoform-like. Lineage: Eukaryota; Viridiplantae; Streptophyta; Magnoliopsida; Zingiberales; Zingiberaceae. Gene Ontology annotation, molecular function: protein phosphatase regulator activity. Gene Ontology annotation, biological process: signal transduction. The transcript is spliced from 5 exons. Gene Ontology annotation, cellular component: protein phosphatase type 2A complex. The record is from RefSeq and is a predicted model, not a curated record. The coding region runs from base 523 to 2061 and encodes 512 amino acids.
GAUUUGCUCAAUAAACUACGAAGGAAAGACGAAAGAAAAGAGAGGACAAGGGUCUUCUUCUCGCUGGCUCGUUCGUAAUAGGAGGAAAGAGGCAGAGGCCGAUCGAGAGGCGAGUGCGUGAGAUCCUUCUUUCGUCUCACAAAAAAGCGUGACCUUGACCGCUCGGGAUCGCACAGAUCGUUUUGAUCCUGUUCGGGCAGCCCAUCAAAUUUGGGGGCGGUGAGUGGAAAUAUGCACUGCUGAUUGAGUGGAGCUUCGGGGUUGAUUUGGGUGCCGGCGCUUGCUGUUUUUCUUUUUCUUUUACAGAGAUAACGACCAGCUGAACGGAUUUUGGAACUUGUCUAGCAAUUUGUUAAACAUUUCCUUGGAUAUCUAUGGAAAAGGCAAAGGAAGAACCAUGAGGUUAAAGGCAGUGUCUGCCAGCUAAGGCAACCAUUAACUAUGAGACUUGUGCCCCUGAAGAGACAUCCUUAAGAUCUCAGACUGUUGUUAUUUUCCAACUUAAAUAUCUUACCUUCAAGCAUGAUUAAGCAGAUACUAAACCGGCUCCCAAGGAAACCGUCAAAAUCAUCUGAUAGUUCAGUUGGUGGAUCGGUUCCUCCGACCUCUUCUUCUAGCAGUUCGAGGAGUGGAGAUUUGCAAGGCAAUAGGACCACAAGUCUCAACAGUCAGGUCCCUCCUGGUUCAAAUCCUGGGUCAAAUCAUCUAAAUACAUAUUCUCUAUCUGUUAAUUCGAGAUUGAAUGGGAACUAUGUCCCAAUAUAUGAAGCAUUGCCUAGCUUUAAGGAUGUUCAACAGUCUGAGAGGCAGAGUUUGUUCAUUAAAAAGUUGGACUUGUGUUGUGCUAUAUUUGAUUUCAUUGACCCAACAAAGAACUUGAAAGAGAAAGACAUAAAGCGUCAGACUUUAUUGGAACUUGUUGACUAUGUGACUUCAGCAAGUAGCAAAUUUCCAGAAAAUGUCAUGCAAGAGACAACCAAGAUGGUGUCCAUCAACUUGUUCAGAAACCUAACUAUUCCACCUCGAGAACACAUGGUUUUGGAAAAAAUUGAUGCUGAAGAGGAAGAGCCUGUAAUGGAUCCAGCAUGGCCUCACUUGCAGGUUGUCUAUGAGUUUUUUCUACGGUUUGUUGCAUCUCCUGAGACUGAUGCUAAGUUGGCAAAAAGGUAUAUAGAUCAUUCCUUUGUUCUUAAGCUCCUUGAUCUAUUUGAUUCUGAAGAUCCUAGAGAGAGGGAGUACUUAAAGACGAUACUGCAUCGUAUCUAUGGAAAAUUUAUGGUGCACCGACCCUACAUCAGAAAAGCUAUAAACAACAUAUUUUAUCGUUUUAUCUUUGAGACAGAAAAACACAAUGGGAUUGCUGAGCUAUUGGAGAUUUUAGGAAGUAUCAUCAGUGGGUUUGCAUUGCCAUUAAAAGAAGAGCAUAAAUUAUUCCUUGUACGGGCCCUGAUCCCACUUCACAAGCCAAGGUGCAUAGCAAUGUACCAUCAGCAAUUAUCAUAUUGCGUAACUCAAUUUAUUGAGAAGGAUUGCAAACUUGCUGAUACUGUUAUAAGGGGCUUAUUGAAAUACUGGCCUCUUACAAACAGUACAAAAGAAGUCAUGUUCUUGGGAGAGUUAGAAGAGGUUCUAGAAGCUACUCAGCCUGCAGAUUUUCAACGAUGCAUGGUUCCACUUUUCUACAAGAUUGCUCGAUGUUUGAACAGUUCUCACUUUCAGGUGGCAGAAAGAGCAUUGUUCCUUUGGAAUAAUGAUCAUAUUGAGAACUUGAUUAAACAGAACAACAAGGUCAUACUACCUAUCAUCUUUCCUGCAUUGGAGAGAAACUCAAAGAGCCACUGGAAUCAAGCUGUUCAAAGUCUCACACUCAACGUUCGCAAGAUUUUCUCCAGUCAUGAUCCUGAUCUAGUAGCCGAGUGCUUGAAGAAGUUUGAGGAAGAUGAAGCGAAAAACAAUGAGAUUAUUUCAAAACACGAAGCAACAUGGAAGCGCCUUGAAGAAGUUGCUGCUUCAAAUGCUGCAAAGGGUGUUAUCUCACCCAACUACUUCCAGAUUGGCUGAUUUUGCCCAAUACUUUGGGAUCUAGAAUACAGGCCUAAAUGGUCAAUAGAGCGAUUGGAGAAGAGAAGAAAAGAUGUCAAAUCUGGGAGCCAACCAAUUAUUACUUGAGGAAGAGCUGGAAUGAUUAAAUUUGAUGGUGAUAUGCAAAAUUGCAGGCUUCUGUUUUGCCACUUGCUGUAUUCUGAGUUGUUUACAACUUGUUUAGUGUUUUUAUUGAAGCAGUUUUUAUUUCUUGUGAAUGUGGCCAUGGUUAAGGUUCUUGAAUGGAUUUGAUACCUUUUUCUGUUGUUAUGUAGCAGACUUAACUCAUUAUUGGAUUAAGGUUGCUAUGCUUAUGUUGAUAUUAACACAA